This is a messenger RNA of Manduca sexta (tobacco hornworm), 3121 nucleotides long. Its product is annotated as cytochrome P450 4C1-like. Lineage: Eukaryota; Metazoa; Arthropoda; Insecta; Lepidoptera; Sphingidae. The record is from RefSeq and is a predicted model, not a curated record. Gene Ontology annotation, molecular function: oxidoreductase activity, acting on paired donors, with incorporation or reduction of molecular oxygen; monooxygenase activity; iron ion binding. Bases 620 to 3103 code for a protein of 827 amino acids. The transcript has 16 exons.
ACAUAGGGCAUUCGUUCCAUACAUUUACUGCACACGAAUUACGGUCGGGAAUAUGCAAAUAUUCAAGAAUAAUUUCUUUAGUCAAUUUAAGUUUCUUUUGAAAGUUAGUAAACUAACAAAAUGCUCUUUAUUCAAUUGUCUAUCUGGAAUUUGGGUCCAAUACGAUGAUCAACUAGCCCCCUCAAUUCAUGAAUGGAAUACACACUACGAAAAUUAGGUACCGUGGCUGCACCUCUGUUUACUUCUUCGGGGAUAAAAGUCGUGAUGUGUGUCUUUUUAUUUGUUUUAUUGGGUUAUAAACAGUGCCUUUAAUUUUAUGCUGAUUAUUUAAUUACAGGUCGUAAUUUCAAGUACAAAGCACAAUGCAAAGAGUCCACCGUACUAUUUCUUGAAAAACUGGUUACGUGAUGGGUUACUGUUGAGUAAAGGUCCCAAAUGGCAAUCCCGCAGAAAAAUACUCACACCCACGUUCCACUUCAACAUUUUACGUCAGUUUUGUGGGAUUCUGGAAGACAACAGCGAGCGCUUGGUGCAGAAUGUCGGCAAAUCAUUAGGAAAACCUGUCAAUAUUAUACCUACUAUUUCAGAGUAUACUCUGUAUUCCAUUUGUGAAACCGCAAUGGGUUCUCGCCUGGGUGAAGAAAGUAAAGAAUCGCAGAAGUCAUACAAACAAUCUAUCUGCGCACUCGGAAGACAAUUUGUAUACAGAAUUACUCGAAUUUAUUUGCAUUCAGAUUUCAUUUAUAAUUUAAUUACGUUCGGAAAAGUAAAAAAAGAUUUGGACGUUGUUCACAAUUUUACUACAAAAGUCAUCAAAGACAGAAAAGAAUAUGUUGAAAAAUACGGUAUUAAUAUGUUUGGGGUUAGUGAUAUUGACGAUAAUAAUGUUUACAAGAAAAACAAAAAGAUUGCAAUGUUAGAUCUUCUUAUAACAGCACAAAAAGAGGGAUUUAUUGACGACAUCGGAAUCCAAGAGGAAGUGGACACGUUUAUGUUUGAGGGACAUGAUACUAUUGCACUUGCCUUGACUUACACUUUGAUGCUACUUGCAAAUCAUAGAUCUAUCCAGCACACAGUAAUCGCUGAAAUUGAUGAAAUAUUCGGCGAUUCUGAACGUCAAGCAGAUUUAGAUGAUUUGUCUAAGAUGCGGUAUUUGGAGAGAUGCAUCAAAGAGUCGCUGCGGUUGUAUCCGCCUGUUCCAGCCAUUGGUCGUUUAUUAAGCGAAGACGUCACAUUAAGUGGAUACAGGGUACCUGAGGGAGCAUAUUGUCACAUUCAAUGUUUCGACUUACACCGUCGAGGUGACCUAUAUAAGGAUCCUUUGGUGUUUGAUCCUGACCGAUUCUUACCUGAGAACUGUUCAGACCGACAUCCUUACGCUUACAUACCUUUUAGUGCUGGACCAAGGAACUGCAUAGGACAAAAAUUCGCCAUUUUGGAGAUGAAGUCUGCGAUCUCAUCAUUACUGCGCCAUUAUGAGUUGCUUCCCGUAACAAAACCAGAAGAUUUAAAAUUCACAGCAGAUUUAGUAUUAAGAACAACAAACCCUGUUUAUGUUAAGUUUGUUAAGAAAGAAAAAAAUAAAUUAAACAUGUUGUGGGUUUUGGCAGCAGUAGCGUUGUUAUUGUGUUUUAUUCACAUUUUGUUGAAUUACAAUAAAAGGGCGCGUUUAAUAAAAAAUGUCCCGGGACCUAAGGGUUGGUUUAUAGUAGGCAAUGCUUUUGACGUAUCAACGACUCCAGUGGGAUUGUUUCAACAAAUGAGAGAUUAUUCUAAAAUAUGGAAAUCCAUAAACGGCUUCUGGUCUUUUCCUAUAGCAGCUGUGAAUGUUUACCAUCCAGAUGAUGUCGAGGUUGUUAUUUCAAACACAAAACACAAUGCAAAAAGUCCAUUAUAUGGGUUUUUAAGGAGCUGGUUGAGUGACGGAUUACUUUUAAGUAAAGGUUCGAAAUGGCAAUCCCGCAGAAAAUUACUCACGUCAACGUUCCAUUUCAACAUUUUACGUCAGUUUUGUAGGAUACUGGAGGACAACAGCCACCGCUUGGUGCAAAAUGUCGGCAAAUCAUUGGGACAAUCAGUUGACAUUGUUCCAAUUAUCACAGAAUAUACUCUGCAGUCUAUAUGUGAAACAGCGAUGGGAUCUCGGCUAUCAGAAGAGACACAAGAAGUCGCUAGAUCUUAUAAAGAAGCUGUACACGCUCUCACGAAUCAAUUCGUUCACAGAGUAAGUCGACUAUAUCUUCAUUCAGAUCUUAUUUACAACUUGGUUAACUUUAGAAAACCUAAGAAGGAUUUAGACACCGCCCAUAAGUUUACCAAGAAAGUCAUCAAUAACAGAAAAGAAUACAUUAAAAAGAAUGGAAUUAAUGUGAUUGGCGACAAUAACGAAAAUACCGAUGAAAACAUUUAUACGAAACCUAAAAAAGUUGCAAUGCUAGAUCUCCUUAUAACAGCACAAAAGGGAGGUUUAAUAGACGACACUGGAAUUCAAGAAGAAGUUGAUACGUUUAUGUUUGAGGGCCAUGACACGACUGCAAGCGGCAUAACGUACAGUCUAAUGCUGAUCGCCAAUCAUAAAGAUGUACAGGACAAAAUAGUGGCAGAACUGGACGAAAUAUUUGACGAUUCCAAUCGUCAAGCAGAUUUAGAUGAUUUGUCUAAGAUGCGGUAUUUAGAGAGGUGCAUUAAAGAAUCACUGCGGUUGUAUCCGCCUGUUCCAGCCAUUGGUCGUAUAUUAAGCGAAGACGUCAUAUUAAGUGGAUAUAAAAUUCCCCAAGGAACAUAUUGUCACAUACAAAUUUUUGACCUGCAUCGUAGAGAGGACGUAUUCAAAGAUCCCUUAGUGUUUGAUCCCGAUCGCUUUUUACCCGAGAACUGUGCAAAUCGGCAUCCGUUUGCAUAUAUACCAUUUAGCGUGGGACCUAGAAAUUGUAUAGGACAAAAGUUCGCUAUUAUGGAAAUGAAAUCCGUGCUUUCGUCAAUACUGCGUUACUAUGAAUUACUUCCAGUAACAAAACCAGAAGGUCUAACGUUCACAGUGGAUUUAGUAUUAAGAACUAUAAACCCGGUUUACGUCAAGUUUGUUAAAAGGAACAAAAAAUAAUGCUUCAGCGUUUCAAAA